This is a messenger RNA of Mugil cephalus (flathead mullet), 2708 nucleotides long. It is a transcript of the gene rubcnl, whose product is annotated as rubicon like autophagy enhancer. Gene Ontology annotation, molecular function: phosphatidylinositol phosphate binding. Gene Ontology annotation, biological process: autophagosome-lysosome fusion; autophagosome-endosome fusion; autophagosome maturation. The transcript has 18 exons. Lineage: Eukaryota; Metazoa; Chordata; Actinopteri; Mugiliformes; Mugilidae. Bases 308 to 2542 code for a protein of 744 amino acids. The record is from RefSeq and is a predicted model, not a curated record. Gene Ontology annotation, cellular component: autophagosome membrane; intracellular membrane-bounded organelle.
CUCCACCAGCUGCCAUUAGCCCGCCGAGCGCUGAGACGCUUCGUGCCACGCAUUUCUGCUGAAGCCUUGCUUUCAAUUUGUAUCUGUGUAUUUGUAUCUAAAAUGGGGAACAUCAUAAAUAAGAUGUGAAUAUGAAACUGCUGCUGUGGAUUUAUCUGCGACGAUGAAGGUUUCAGUGCUUGCUGGAUGAAGACUCUGUGACCGGAAAACUGACAGGUUCCAUCGCUGCUUCAGUUUGGACCUACACAAGAAUCAAACGGCUGUGCAGUCAUUACUUAUUACUUCACCACUUGGAAACCCCUGUUGCAUGACGAGGCUUUUAUUGGGAAACUGUCUCUGCCCUCUGGUGUGUGUGCAGUUGAGAAGCUGCAGCAGCAUGGACUCCUCUCUCUACAGAUCCAGGUAUGUGAGCUGGACUGUGGACUCUACAGAGUCAGAAACACCUUCAACUGCAGCUCAGACAGCCACAGCAGAUGAACAGCCGGCCACGUCAGGCUCAAUCCCACUUCUCCUUAUAUCACCACCAGAAACUGACAGAGGUGAAACGAACUCGACAUAUUCCCAUCAACGCUCACAGUCGGGAAAGAGGAAACACAACAAAGACUGUAUGAACCAAUGCUCCAGUUCUACUUUGCCGACAAACACUGACAAAAUAUGCAGUGGUGAUGAUGAGGAGAGUGACGAAAGCAGCCAGCAGAACUUGACAAGUCCAGAGGAUGAGUACAAAGAGGAUCCGUCUCUUCUCUUCCACCUCCCCAGGAGCAGCCCGGUCAUCUCCAGACGCCCCAGGCCUCUCUCCUGGCAUGGAGGGAGAAAUCAUCUCUCUGGUCCACCCAGCUCCAACUCCCCGUCGCCUGACUCCAAACAGAGCUCCUCUCAACAAUCGCCUGCAAUCCAGAAGGAGAAGCCACGCAGCAUCACGGUCUCAUCAAAUCUGAUCCGUCUACUGGGUGGCCUGACGGGACACUAUCCCAACACUGGACAGCAGGGAUUGGCUCAGGAGCAAAAGGGGUGGGGCUUAAGUACCAGCGAUGCUCCUUGCACACCAGGAGUUUCUACCUCAGCUCAACUCAGUAAAGAGAGAAGGAGCAGCAAUACACCGGAUUUCUCUGGAAAUAUCUUCAAGACCAGCUGUGAACUGGAAAAGGAAAAUGCUCAUUUCAUUGUGGUGGACAUGGUGCUGGAGGUGCUGGAAGGCGUGAAGUGUACUCUGAGCUCGGACCGAGAUACGUCCACAGACACACGCUACAGGACGCGUGCACAAACGCACACAGGCUCUUCACAGGACACCCCGCCACAAACCAGGGUAUGGAAAAGAGCAGACGGACACCAACGGGCGUGCGGCAUGGUUGAUCCCAAACCAAAGAGUUACAAGCGCAGGCAUUCAGAUGAAGACAGGAAGACCUCACACAAAGAAACAAACUCCAACACACAAUGCACAUGGAGUAAAGAAGAGGUGGAGGAGGCAGGGAACGGAGAGGCUCAACAUCAAGGAAAGACUUUCUCUAUCCUCUCCACUGACAGCGGAUUUGAAGACUGUGGAGUCGACAGUUCGCCCAGAGAUUCUCUCCAAGAUGCGGAGUGGCUGGCCCAGCAGCUGGUGCUGGAGUUCAAGAAGAAGUGGUUUCCUUCCCAUGAGCCUCGGCGUGGGCGCCAAAGUCUCCGUAGCUCUCUUCAGGAGUUACCAGGUCACGGCUGCAUGGCGGUGAGCGGAGGCAGCCUGACGGACGAGAUCAGACUGAGGACCAGGAUGAGAGGAUCCCUGACCUGGGCCCCACCGCGCUUCCAGAUCAUCUUCAACGUGCAGCCGACACACAGACGCAGUGAAGUUGUGGCUUUGCAACACUUCCUCUGUGCAGGGUGUGGGACAGAGGUGGAGCCCAAGUACAUCAAGAAACUACGGUACUGUGACUACCUUGGCAGGUAUUUCUGUGACUGCUGCCACAGCGGCUCUGAGGCCGUGAUUCCUGGUCGAGUUCUGUCCAGCUGGGACUUUGGAAGGUACUCUGUGAGUGACUUCUCCAAACAACUGCUGGACUCAGUGUGGCAUCAGCCCCUGUUUGACCUGACAUGUGUCGGUAAGACGCUGUACAGCCGAGUGAAGGAGCUCGACAGGUUCAGGGAGCUGCAGGAGCAGCUGCUGGGCAUCAAGAGGCUGCUGACGGCCUGCAGAUUAUCAGGAGGGGUGGUGUCUGAGUUUGAGCAGCUUCCUGCUCACCUGAUGCAGCAGCCACACCUUUUCUCCAUGGACGACCUCAUGAGGGUGAAGAAGGGUCAGCUGAUGGCCCAGGCCAGAGCGGUGAUGCACGCUUCCAUCGAUCAUGUUGAACACUGCGAGUUGUGUCUGGCUCGAGGUUUUAUUUGCGAGUUCUGCAGAGAAAAAGACAUCAUCUUCCCUUUCCAGAGUGACAUAUGCAAACGAUGUACAGUGUGUAAGGCCUGCUUUCACAAACACUGCUUCGAAGAGAAGAGGUGUCCGAAAUGCGCACGGAUCCAGUCACGGCAGAAACGCUCCGAUGGACUCAAGACGUCUGACACUUGAUCAGCUGCAGCUCAGCAGCUCGUUUGGCUAAAGCUUCUCACAAAUGCACGUUUGAAAUAUAAAUGCAUUUCUGUUCUAAUCCCAUUAAUCAUCCUUCCUUUCAUUCCUGUCCUUUCAAAUAUUCAAAUAUCCAUGUUUCCUGUGGAAAUAAAGUUGGUAUGAGAGA